Owenia fusiformis is the source of this 1254-nucleotide messenger RNA. Lineage: Eukaryota; Metazoa; Annelida; Polychaeta; Sabellida; Oweniidae. The record is from the annotation of a GenBank genome assembly.
CACAAUUGUACAAUUAAGUAUGAGUUAAAUUCCUUAUAUAGAGAGGAGGACAAAGAACACAUUUAACUAAUUGAAUUAUAAAUGCUCUACUUUCAGACAACUGUUACCAUGGCAAUUAUAAUUUGGUGAAACAAGGUGGACGAUUGAUAUCAAGUUGUACAGAAAUUAGAACAAUUUUUGAUAUAAACUUAGAGAUUUGUCUAAAGAUUGCUUGCGUAUUCAGGAGCAAUGUGGUUACAUAUAAACAUCGUACACAUCAAAACUAUUCUUGCUCCAUGUACAGAUGUGAGUCAAAUGAUAAUGGGACUGAUUGGGAAUAUAAGUGGCAAAAGGGAGAGGAGUGGGUACAAACAAAAGCCUUUGCUUUACCACACCCUUCCACACCGAAAUGCCACAACUCAUACUUUAUACAAAGGACUUGGAACGCACAUGAAAAUGUCCAUGAUAUAUGCUCCAAAAGGAUCUAUGUGGGUGUGAAUGAUAUUGAAUCUUGUAUGUCGAUUGCAUGUGAAGAGAAGGCAGAUGUUUUAGACUAUGUAACAGAUGACAGAACAUGUACAAUUAGCCAUUGUAGUUGGAAAUUUAAAACUUGGGAAUAUAACUUUUACUUUGCAAAAACAUUGGAGGUAUCAGAUAAAGUAGCCACAUACACAUUGUCACCACCUAUAUACCCACCUAUGUCGACAGAAAGCAAAACAUCAACAACAACAUUAAAUAAUACUAUCAGAGAAUCAACAAAAUAUAUAAUAGCUACAACAAAAGAUCCUCUAAAUGAACACGAAACUACCAAAGGUACUUUCGCAGCUUUGACAGAACAAAUGGAAUCAAUCAGAUCCAAAAAUUUUGACUUCAAAACACUUGCCAUGGUAAUGGCUGGAACAACAGCAUUGUUCUUUAUAUUAAGUGCUCUAACAGUUAUUUAUAUAAUUUGCCAAAGAUUCAGUAGGAGACAAACACCAUCCAGGAAUAAUAGACCAGCAUCUUCAGCUUGCACAUACAAUUGCAUUGAUGAAGAGGUUUCAACAGUCCCACUACAAAUAUCACGAUGACGAAGAUGCCUUUGUGAGGAAUACAUCAGAGAGAAGUGAGCCUGUCCACAAUGACAAAGAAAGAUAUAUAUGCUCAAACAUUUCUAACAAAUGGUAGAAUAGACCACGUGGCAGAUUAAGUAUAACUGAAACAAUGCCAUUAAAAUCAAUUGAAACUAAGGUUUUAUAUUGUCCAAAGUUAGUUUGACAUGCACUGGAAUGUACA